This is a messenger RNA of Cercospora beticola, 955 nucleotides long. RefSeq lists its product as uncharacterized. NCBI's taxonomy places the organism in Eukaryota, Fungi, Ascomycota, Dothideomycetes, Mycosphaerellales, Mycosphaerellaceae. The record is from RefSeq and is a predicted model, not a curated record.
CAACUCUGCACGAGAAUGAUGCAUAUCCAGUCGUCGUCAGCCCACGUUGACGUACAUAUCCAUGUCAUAAGCCGUUGACCUCAGAUAAUACCAUUUCUCCAACCAUCCGCCUGAGGAACUCAGCAUGAAAGUCAUCCUCACAGGCGCAACAGGCUUCAUCGGCAGCGAAAUCCUCUCCCAACUAAUAGCACACAACUACAUCAACCACGUCUACCUCCUCACCCGCCGCCCGCAUCCAGACCCAAAGUUCAGCUCCAGCAAGAAAGUCACCCAAAUCCUCCACGAAGACUUCGAAGCCUACCCCGACGCCCUCCUCCAGCGAUUCAGAGACGAAGGCGUAGAAGCAUGUAUUUGGAGCUUAGGAGGACCCGUCUCCGCAUUCAAGAAUAUCGAUGAAGCGCGGAAAGUCGGCGUGAAUUUUCCUGCGGCUGCGGCGGAAGCUUUUAGCAAUGGGGUUGCGUAUACCAUGGAGCCGUAUGUGGGAUAUCCGGAGAAACAGCCUGCGGUGGGGGAUAAGAGGUUUCCGUUUCGGUUUGUGUUCAUUUCUGGGUGGGGAGCGGAGCAGGAUCAGUUUAAGAGGUUGUGGAUGUAUGGUGAAAGUCGGAAGAUUAAAGGAGCUGCGGAGAAGGCUUUGUUUGAUAUUGCUGGGAGGGCAGAAGAGAAGGGAGUUAAUGUGGGUGAUGGACAGGAUGCUAGUGUGAAUGCGAAGCAUAAUGCUGGGCAGAAAUAUAAGUGCUUUGAGGUUAUUGCUCUGCGGCCUGGUGGAGUGCUGAAAGGGAACAGUGAGGGCAUGCUGAAUGUGGUUACGGAAGCCGUGAUACCUAGCAUUGCUGUACAACGACUUGCGAAGACCGCGAUCAAGGUUGCAUUUCACGGAGCCAAUAGAAAGACGAUACUGGAGAACAAAGACUGCUUAGGUGACGAUUGGGCAUUGGUGAAUAGCUUCCGAAUGUGA